AUUCUUCAAAACCCUUAAAAUGGCUGUGAAUUCCGGUUCUUUACUGUUGGUUUUGACAUUGUUGGUUGCCUUGUCCACUCUUUUUGAUGUCUCGACCGCACUAGGUGGCCGAAAGGCUAAGGAAUCCGACGUUGGUUUUAAGCCUUUAGAUCCAAAAGACCCUAAGGUGGUGGAAGUGGCGAAGUUUGCAAUCGAUGAAUACAAUAAAGAGGCUAAAACCAACUUGAAAUUCCAACUUGUUUUGAAGGCUGCAUCCAAGGAGACAACUUACACUCUUAUUAUUGAGGCUAGUAAUGGAUCUAUCUUGGAUAAGUAUGAUGCCGUGGUUUCAUUGAAUGGGAACUCUAAAACCCUCGUUGCCUUCAAAAAACAGUAAACUUUAAAUUUUGGGUGAU
Olea europaea var. sylvestris is the source of this 395-nucleotide messenger RNA. Its product is annotated as cysteine proteinase inhibitor 1-like. Bases 20 to 376 code for a protein of 118 amino acids. The transcript has a single exon. Gene Ontology annotation, molecular function: cysteine-type endopeptidase inhibitor activity. The record is from RefSeq and is a predicted model, not a curated record. NCBI's taxonomy places the organism in Eukaryota, Viridiplantae, Streptophyta, Magnoliopsida, Lamiales, Oleaceae.